UCAAUUUGGAGUUUCUACCCAGUGCAAUGUCUUUGAGGAUCUUUGGUAUACUGGUAUUGUUAGUGACCCUUAUGGAUAUUCCCAUGGCUUUGGGAAAAAAAGGCGUCGAGUAUAAAUGGUGCACUAGGGCUGUCGAUGGAUUUUGUGCCAAUUAAGUUGUACAAUCUUUUAUUUUCUUUAUUUUAUAGAUCUUAAAAAUAAAGUAACAGCCAAGUAACCCAAGAAUUUUUUGAUUAAGCAAAUACUUUGAAUAGUAAUAUAAAUAUAAAGAACUGAAAACAUAAUAAAACAACAUGCAGGCAGUUGACAAUGAGCCCAAGCGGACAAAGAGAUAUGUCGACGAAGUGUUUAGCCAAAUUCAGGCCAAGCCUGGCGUGGAGGACAUACUCAUCAUGAAUCAUUCGGGCGUGCCUGUCAAAACGUCAAUGGAACGUCAGGAGGGACUGCAGUAUGCUUGUCUCUACGACAACUUGCGGGAAAAGUGCCAGGCAUUCCUCUCCAAAAUGGAACCACCUCAAACCCUAACCCUUCUGCGGGUUCGCACCAAGUUCAAUGAGGUUUUAAUCUCACCAGAUGCCAAAAUAACUGUGUUGGUUGUCCAAAACGCCAAAGAUACUUUCCUCAAACUUAAAGAGAAAGGUGCUACCAUGGAGUAAUAAUCAAACACUUGAUUCGCCGAGAACCCUUCGAUUAGGGCCCCACAAUUGUUUAUUAAUCUACACCUGUUUGAAGACAAAUGUAUUGCAAAAAUAAAGCUUAAAGUUAAUAAAAUAAAGCCAAUGGCUAACAACAGUUGUCCAGGCACAGACUUCUGAAGAACAUUGAAAA
Drosophila bipectinata is the source of this 828-nucleotide messenger RNA. The record is from RefSeq and is a predicted model, not a curated record. NCBI's taxonomy places the organism in Eukaryota, Metazoa, Arthropoda, Insecta, Diptera, Drosophilidae.